Messenger RNA from Carya illinoinensis, 2053 nucleotides. RefSeq names its product GABA transporter 1-like. Lineage: Eukaryota; Viridiplantae; Streptophyta; Magnoliopsida; Fagales; Juglandaceae. The transcript is spliced from 10 exons. The coding region runs from base 292 to 1782 and encodes 496 amino acids. Gene Ontology annotation, cellular component: plasma membrane. The record is from RefSeq and is a predicted model, not a curated record.
AACUCGGGUGUAAACACGUUGACAUAAAUACAUGGAAUCAUAUUCAUAGGAAUGACAGUAUUAUUGGGACUAAAUUUUAUAGAGUUCUGAAUUAUGUCGAGGGAUAUUACGUAAUCGUUUUGACUUUGCAAACUUCCCCACGGUUUUUCGUCACCGGCAUGUUCACAAAACGAAAGAGUAUUCUUCUCAGCCGCUAGAGAGUUCGCUACCGCCGUCACCAACAGCAGCAACAGCAGAGAAACGUGGAGAAGAUAGUGUAGAAGAAGCCGGAGAGGUGGAUGGAAGAGGGACAUGGAAGCACGCGGCUUUCCAUGUCGCCACCACGAUUGCCACUCCUGCUGCUUACGCUCCCUUGCCCUUUGCUCUUGCCUCACUCGGUUGGCCCCUCGUUGCACCUCAGAGAAGACCCUUCCAGCAACACUCAAACCUUUGACAAGUAAGUGCAGAGGGGAAAUCGACCAAGGUGUGAGUAGUUUAGUGAGUGGAACAUUGGCAACUUGGUAUUCUAGUCUUCUGAUCGCAUCGUUAUGGAGAUGGAAUGGGAAGAAGCAAAUUACGUACAGAAAACUUGCAGGGAGCAUCUUUGGAUUCCGGGGUUAUUACUCUAUUGCAUUUUUUCAGCAGGUGGCGUCUUUGGGCAACAACAUUGCCAUUCAAAUUGCUGCUGGGAGCAGCCUUAAGGCAGUCUAUAAACACUUUAGGGAGGAUGGUGCCUUAACCUUGCAGCAUUUCAUUAUUUUCUUUGGAGCCUUUGAACUUGUUCUCUCUCAGCUUCCUGACAUCCACUCAUUGAGAUGGGUAAACUCAUUGUGCACUUUCAGCACGAUUGGGUUUGCUGCUACAACCAUUGGUGUGGCAAUUUAUAAUGGAAAAAAGAUUGACAGAAACACAGUAAGUUACAGUUUGCAAGGGAGCUCCUCUCUUAAGAUCUUUAAAGCCUUUAAUGCUCUUGGUGUAGUUGCCUUUUCCUUUGGAGAUGCAAUGCUUCCAGAAAUACAAAACACCGUAAGAGAACCUGCAAGGAAGAACAUGUAUAAAGGUGUAACGGCAGCAUACGCUAUCAUUAUCGUGUCUUACUGGAUAUUAGCCUUCUGUGGAUACUGGGCUUUUGGAUCAGAAGUCCAGGCUUACAUAGUAUCUUCUUUAAGUGUUCCUGAAUGGACAAUUGUCAUGGCCAAUCUCUUUGCCGUGAUUCAAAUAUCAGGAUGCUAUCAGAUAUAUUGCAGGCCAACAUAUGCCUACUUUGAGGAAAGAUUUCUGUCCAAUAAAGCUAAUAAUAGCAAUGUUCCUCUGAGAAAACACUUCAUCCGUCUUACAUUCACUUCCAUUUACAUGGUUCUUAUUACUCUUAUUGCCUCGGCAAUGCCCUUUUUUGGGGAUUUUGUGUCCAUCUGUGGGGCAAUUGGGUUCACUCCACUGGACUUUGUCUUCCCUGCAAUAGCAUAUCUGAAAGCGGGAAGAAUGCCCAAGAACACCAAACUUCGCCAUUCAGUGCAGCUCCUUAAUAUUGCAAUAGCUACCUGGUUCUCAGCUGUUGCAGUGUUGGGUUGCAUUGGUGCUGUUAAGUUCAUCAUAGAAGACAUCAAGACAUACAAAUUCUUUCAUGAUAUAAGAGAUGAAGGUCACAUGUCCACGAGUGACCCCCUCCCAAUUUUAUUAAUAACCCUCACUUGUGGCGGAGGAAAACCGUGGUUACAACCUGAUGCUUGGGGGUUACAGAAAGACCAAAACCCAGGCAUCAAAAACAAAGGACACCUAAACAAAAUACAAAGGAUAGAAUGAAUCCUAGACCCAGAACCAGACUUAAGAAAAAAAUACCUGCAAAAGAAAACACCAACAAAGUAAUGAUAAAGCAAUGCAAACCAGAACAAAAACAUACCUGGAAAAGCCACUACGAAGUACGAAGAUAGGGGAUGCCAAGUCUAUCCAUACGGAGAAGACCCCUAAGGUUACUUGGCAAACCUUGAUCCCCUGCCCACUCCGUGUUCAAACCUCAAUAAGUGCCCACUCCCAUAGAGAGUCUGCCACAGCGUUACCUUCACGAUAAAUAUGA